Messenger RNA from Acomys russatus (golden spiny mouse), 1627 nucleotides. RefSeq names its product hyaluronidase 4 (gene Hyal4). The coding region runs from base 45 to 1490 and encodes 481 amino acids. Gene Ontology annotation, molecular function: hyalurononglucosaminidase activity. The transcript has 3 exons. Lineage: Eukaryota; Metazoa; Chordata; Mammalia; Rodentia; Muridae. Gene Ontology annotation, biological process: carbohydrate metabolic process; hyaluronan catabolic process. The record is from RefSeq and is a predicted model, not a curated record.
UUGGAUUACGUAGGGGAAGAGAUAGUAUAAAUUUCUAUCUUAUCAUGAAACUAUUAUCCAAAGGACAAUUAAGACUCUGUGUUGUUCAACCAAUACAUCUUACAUCAGGGCUUCUCAUAUUUUUUAUCCUGAAGUCUAUCUCAUCUCUAAAACCUGCCCAGCUUCCAGUUUACCAAAGAAAACCUUUUAUAGCUGCUUGGAAUGCCCCAACAGAAUUGUGUUUGAAAAAAUAUAAUUUAACACUGAAUUUAAAAGUGUUUCAGAUGAUUGGAAGCCCUAGGCUCAAAGACAGGGGGCAAGAUGUUACUAUAUUUUACGCCAACAAAUUAGGCUAUUACCCACGGUACAUAUCAGAAGGGGUCCCCAUCAAUGGCGGUCUUCCCCAAAAUACAAGCUUACAUGCACACCUGGAAAAAGCCGCCCAGGAUAUUAAUUAUUACAUCCCCACUGAAAAUUUCAGUGGACUUGCUGUUAUAGACUGGGAAUAUUGGCGCCCACAGUGGACCCGGAACUGGAACACGAAGAAUAUUUACAGACAGAAGUCAAGAACACUUAUUUCUGAUAUGAACGAAAACAUACCAGCUGCUGAUAUUGAGCUUUUUGCCAAAGCAACUUUUGAGAAGAGCGCCAAAGCUUUCAUGGAGGAAACUAUCAAACUGGGAGUUAGGAUCCGACCUAAGGGCCUUUGGGGUUAUUAUUUAUAUCCGGAUUGCCACAAUUACAAUUUUUUUGCCACAAAUUAUACUGGGUCAUGCCCAGAAGAGGAAGUUUUGAGGAACAAUAAUCUCUCUUGGCUCUGGGACAGCAGUACUGCUCUGUAUCCCGCUGUUGGUGUCCCGAAGUCCCUUGGAGACAGUGAAAAUACUUUGCGCUUCACACAGUCUCGGGUGCAUGAGUCGAUGAGGAUCUCCACGCUGACGUCACACGGGCAUGCUCUGCCUGUAUUCGUCUACACACGACUUGGCUACAAAGAGGAGCCUCUACUUUUUCUUUCUAAGCAUGAUCUAAUUAGUACCAUAGGAGAAAGUGCUGCGUUAGGAGCUGCAGGCAUUGUUAUUUGGGGAGACAUGAAUUUAACUUCAUCUGCGGAGAACUGUAUGAAGGUGAAGCGUUUUGUGAAUUCCAAUUUGGGGAGCUACAUAACCAAUGUGAGCAGAGCAGCUGAGGUGUGCAGCCAUCAUCUUUGCUGGAAUAAUGGGAGGUGCAUACGGAAGACAUGGAGAGCAUCGCAUUAUCUCCAUUUGAACCCUGAGAGUUACCAUAUAGAGGCCUCUGGGGAUGGAGACUUUGUUGUGAAGGGAAGAGCAUCAGAGGCAGACCUGGCUGUGAUGGCAGAGAAUUUUCUAUGUCACUGUUAUGAGGGAUAUGUAGGGGUUGAUUGUAGAGAAAUGGAAAAGGCCAGCGGGAGCUGUGGGGUUUCCCUUUCCUCUAGCUCAGUAAUAACACUGUGUCUGCUAGUUUUAGCAGGUUAUCAAAGCGUCCAGUUGUGACAUAAUUGACUUUAAAGGGAAUUGUGUCCUUUUAAAUAGAGUGUUAGGGAACAGAUGGAUUUCACAAUUUUUCCCUUAUGAGUUCCCCUGAGAGGUAUUAUAAGUCAACAUAUGUGUCAUAAAAUAAAUAGGAGCCA